UAAAAAUUAACAAGAAGAAAGAAGUGGAAGGGGAGAGGAAUAACUGGCAUUCUUCAGCAUUAUCCAAGAAACUUUCCCCCUGCUGUGGAGACCCAGCUGAGAAGAAAGAGUACCUUGGGGAAGGUUUUUCAGCCAACGUUACUAGAGAGUGGAGGUAAAAAAAGAAGAAGAGAACUAUAUUGCCAAAGGACUGAUAUCCCUAUGAACGUUACAGAGGUUUCUCUUUCUGUCAUCGCUAGUAUGAAGGAAAAAUUAUGAAAAUGAUCUAUUGGGAAGGUUCAAAGGGUUUUGAGAUUGGAAGAAGAGAAAAUCUGAAUUAAGGCUCCUUGGUGAGGUGGCAGCUGGAGAAAAAGCCUGGCUGUUAAAGGAGGAGGAGGUGUCCUUCACUCUGGAAGAGAGUCUCUCAGAUUUUGGGGAAGUUUCUAGUGUGCUUCCCAUUCUAGUAAUCAGGCAUAGGAGUCUGAGCUUACAAGCACUUUCCUGUGUCAUAUUAGUACAUGACACUAAGACUGGGGCAUGAUUCUGACUUGAAAGCAAAAAAGAAGAUAAUUGCCCACCAUUCUUUACCUAUAUUAAGCAACUCUUUCCAGGGCAGUUUUUGGCAUGAGCCUGCGUGGAAUGCUCCUCCUCCUCCUCCUGGCAUUACAAUGAGAUUGCAAAGAGCCCUUUAAAGGUAUAGUGGUUUAGGGUUUGUUUUGUGGUAGGUGGGGUUGUUUAGACUUCCCCCCCCCCCCCCACAAUAGUCAUGAUGUUAUUUUCCAAGAGACUCAAGCACUCUUCCUGAUCUUGAAAUGUCCUGCAGUAAUCAGAAAGAGAAGGUGCGGACUCUCCCAUAUGUGUGUGGUCUCCAUUUCUCCUUUUCCUGCUGAUUUAGCUUGGGAGGGUGCAAGCAGGCAGAGAAACACACCUACUCAGCUGUAUUAUUCUUGGAAUACACAAACAACAGAAACAGCUCCAGUGGGGAAAGCUGGAGACGAUAUCCUUCCCCUCCGCACCUAGUGGGAUGAAGAUGACUGACCCUAAAGAGUGUGACAGUCGGGGGAAGCCCAUUCUGUCUUUUUCCAUUGAAGAGAUCUUAAAGAAACCUUCUUCUAGCAUAUGUCUAAACAAUGCAGCCAGGAAUAGAAGUAGCCACACCGAAGUAACUCCAGCCCUGGGCUCUGAGCCCCCACUGGAACUUCCCACGGAUUGCAGCAAUGCAUGGAAAUCAUACAACGACUCAUCUUCAACAAAGAUGCUGAGUAAAGCCACAUGCUCUGCCCCCAGGACCAACAUGAACAUGCUGCAGCCAGUUCACUGCCGGAGAUCUACUGCUGUGGAUACAAGCCCAGCUGCCUUUCUGAGAGAAGAUGAAGUACAUGAGCACUUAGAAGGCAAGAGAAAACAUGAGGAGGAGGAAGACCCACUGUGUGAUUUCCCAGCUGACCAUUCACUUCAUGAUGAGAAGAAAGGGAAGCGGAGAAUCCGGACAACAUUCACAGUGGAGCAACUACAGGAGCUGGAAAAGAUCUUCCAAGUCACACACUACCCAGACAUUCACAUGAGGAACCAACUGGCAGCAAAGAUCAACCUUCCAGAAACCAGGGUUCAGAUCUGGUUCCAAAACCAGCGAGCAAAGUGGAGGAAACAUGAAAAAUUUGGCAAUUUUGGUGGACUCCAGCAUCUAACAGAAGUCAAUUUCAUUCCUGCUCCAAAGUCAGAAAUUUCAGGUUCCAGCCUGAUGCCCAGAAAGCUUCCCAGCACAGGACCUCCCCUUGGGUAUUACUCAGCAGUUCCAGGACUUGUGACAUCAGCCUGGUUGCCCAAUGCAUUUUCUUUCACAUCCCUGCAAAUGGACCCACAACCCUUCCCUAAACCAUAUUUGCUCAUUGACUACUUUCCUCAAUGUGGCAUCCUUCCUACCCAUAAGAUGGAAUGGAGCAGAAUUUGUGCCAGUUCCACAUAGAAGAGGAGGAGAAAAAGGAGACAUGGAGGACUCUAGAAGCACCCUUUGGUUGUCCUGGCAAAUAAUAUUUGUGGGCAGAUGGGGUUCUCUUUAGAACAAGCCUACCCAGACUUUGAGUCUGAGGUCUGAUGUCAGUUUGGUAUAGUAAUAAUACCAUAGCAGAAGGCCAAACCCCCACUCAGCCCUGGAAAGAGUUCAUUAAUCAUCCUUAUAAACUGCCUACACUAUUGAAACAAUCUGACUUUCCUAAAGGGAUAAUGCAUUGAAUAGUCCUGCUGAAGAACUGAGACUUUACUUCAUCCUGAGAGAGAGACUGGGUGAUCUUAUUGCAAUAAGAGUGAACAAUGAGACUAUAGUAAAUAGAACUGGUGUCUAACCAAAGUAGCAUACCUGAGCAAAUACAGGUCUCUUUCCUUGCAUAUAUUGCAUUGUUCCUGGUUCACUGGGUGUGGACAAAGAGAGAAUGUAGGUCAAAAAUCAAACUUAACCUUUAAGGAACUUGUUUUUUGAAGAGUGGGUGGUCUUGGCUUGCUUGUUGUAUUUGGCCUGGAAUAAAGGGGCACAGGUACCACUUGUGUUUGAGUAUAACAGUCUGAGAAAAAUAUCUGCAUUGAGUACAAUAUUUGGUAUUACAACCUCUGGUAGCAAGAAAAUCCUUUAGAUAGUUCAUUAAAAUGUUUAAAAGGAAACAUCUCUUUAUGACCUAAAUUAAGGAAGUACUAAAACCCCACCAAAAACAAAAAGAGAUGAGCCAAUUGAAUUAAUCUACUAUACAUAGGUCAUGUCUACACAUUGCCCAUAUGGCAAUGCCAUUACUGUGCCGUACACGUGUUGCACUAUUUUUAGCAGCUACUUUGCCAUAGUGGCACGCUAUAACAGGGGAGUGCGCCACUAUGGUGAAGUAGCUACUGGUCACGUGUAGACACCUGUGGACGCUAUGUUGCCAUAGCACAUCUCUAUGGAGAUGUAGAGUCAUGUGUAGAUGCACCCAUAAUACGAUGACUUAAUCCCAGUUAAGUACAGAUCAAAAACAGGGCGGGCUUAAUUGGUUAUGAAAUGUCUGUUUGCCUUAUUAUUUACAUAAUAUUACCCUACUCCAAACCACGUCAUUUUCUCCUUCUUAUUAGAAUUACAAUACCACUUACACUGACAUCUGUGGCAAGAGGCGUUGGAUUGUGGGUGGGAUUUUGGACUUCCUUAAACGCCUGUCAAACUGAUAUGUAAUGCCAUCUUCAUCAAUUAUCUACACUGUCAGUAUUGAACCCUAAAGUAAUCUUUAGGGUGUCACUGGCCACAAAUUAGUGACCUCUCUCCUAGAGGCAUCACUUAUAGAAGCAGAAGCUAGUUAACACUAUUCAAGAGUAAUGGGAGCUGUUGCCAGGUAAUCUGUAGCAGUGGUAGCACCCUUGUGAGCAUGUAGGGGUAGGUUGAUUAUCCUAAGUAGACUGCAUAUUUAAAAAUGCCUCUGGACAGACAGACAUUGCCUGUAUUUCAGAUUUCUUGUGGCCACUGCCUAGUACCCAUAUACUAGAUCAUGCUGGAGUGGUAGUACCUGCUGUCUGCUACCUAGAUUUGCCCCAUGUACUGAGACUUACACUGGGAUCUAUAAAACAUUGGCCAACACCUUGGCCAGAGGAUCAAAAACAUGUCCUUCAGCAGUGCAGCUUUAUUCCUUUCUCAUCAGGACUGAACUGCAUUUCUCCAAAUCAAAUAAAUUCAAUAAAUAAAUGAGAUAUGCCUGAUCCCUUCCUGACACUGGGGGUCUCUUGCAGGUAUCACUUUCAGCUCAAUUACUUGUUCUCCUUUCAUCUGCAAACCAGGAGACCUGCCAGCUAUUAUCUGCUUUCUGGCAUCACCUAGGAGGAGAUAAUUAGUCACAAAUGGGAUCUAACUCCCUUAAUAUUGCACCCUAGGAAACGUUCCACAGAAUCAUGUCAGGUUAACAAAAUCUUCUGAUGAAAACCUGAUAAGUUUCUUGUGCAUCUUCCCAGCAACCCACUUACUGGGUUGACUAAUCUAAUACUUUUCAGCACAAGGGCGCUUUCCCUACUAUUCAACUUUAAUUUUCUAUUUGUCAGUUUCAUCCUUUAAUCCUACUUAACCCCUUGUGCCAUGCCUCAUUCCUUCCCCUUCUAGGGCCCUGUUGUUUUCCAUCUGCACAUUGAGUAGUAGCAUCCUGCAUAAACAGACCUGUCAGCUUCAGUGGGACUACUCAUCUUCAUGCCUUCACUUUGUACACACCUCAGGUACUUCAGAGUUAUCAUGUUCCCCUGAUUUGUUGUUUAGCUAAUCUGUAUAUCUCGUUCUUUUAAUCUUUCCUCAUAAAUCCCUCCAGCACAUAGAUGAAAUUCUCAACUGGAUUGAAAACAAUUGGAUUGAUGACCAAGGUCAGAGAACAGCCAUAAAUAAGCACAGAUCAGGAGGGAGGGAACAGGUACAAAGUACAAGAAAGACAGUAAAUACAACCAAGGAGGAAUGGGAUGAGUAGAGUGUAGCAGGUUCUGGUGCUGAGGCCAGUUUUGUUAACACAUCAGUCAUGUAGAAGAGGACAUGUUCUGUAAAACUGCAGAGACCAUGGAAGAUGAAAUGGCCAUGCCAGUACUGGGGGAAGAAGACUGGGCUUAAAAAUAGAAUAUAUAAUCAGGUUCUGGGGUUACUGGUGUUUUAUGCACACGCUUUAAGGUAGAAAACAUGCUGUACCUCAACCCUAACUUCACACGGUGAAUGCAGCGAAGGAGGCCUUUGAGUCAUUACAGGGUUUGUUCUGUGGAUGCAGUUUGUCAUUUCACUGAGAUCUGCAGAACCCAAGGCCUUAACAGAAAGCUCUGUGAUUUCAUGAGGGCUUUGUUGUUUUUUAUAUUAUUACUCCCAAAGUCCAAUCAGAAUUAUGGUGAGGAGGUCACAGAGGCUUCUGCCUGGCCUGUAAGCUCAUGUAUGUAGACACCAAAGACCUUGGGGCAAGGGGAUCUACAGUUUAGAGAAACUGAGGAAUCAAUCCUUUUCUGGUCUAUAUGCUGCUGCCUGCUUCAACCUAUAAUUAAUGACUCCCUUUUCAUUCCCUUCCCUAGUUUGUAUUCUGAACCACAUAUCCUAGCUGUCUGCAGACUGUCAUUCCACUCCCUUCCUCCAUUACCUAACAUAUCUCCUUGGCAAAGCAAAUACAGCAGGCCACACCUAAACAAGUCAUACAUGCCUAUUCACUUUCUUUUUUCUCCUUCCAUUUCCCUCGUUUUUUUAUCUUGAGAAAAUUACACCCCUUUCAGAUACAAUUUAUAGACCAGGCACCAAAUUAUGCUCUGUCUAUGUACCCCGUGAAGUCAUGAAAGUUGAAUGAAUGCAAACAAGGGACCGAUCCAAAGCUUAUGGAAGUCAAUGGGAUAUUAAAAUGGACUUUGUUCAGUCUGUGGGAGCAACUUUUGGGAAAAGCAAGCAACCAGUUACAGUCCUGCCUCUACCAGCACUUCCUCCAUCUUUGUGUUACUCAGCUUCCUCUUUUUUAUCAUCUUUUGUCCCGCAAUCAAUUUUUAACUUGUUUCCAUAGCAUUUCACAGUUUCUUGCCUUUGAUUUUGUUGAAAUCAGUCAUUUAUAGUGUCUGUUCAAGGGUAUCCAUAUCAUCUAAUGUUGUUUCCAAGUGAAUAGCAAUAUAAUCUCAGCCUCUGGCCUCUUGAAAAUCCAGCCGAAUAAAAGGGGUGGGGAAGGAAAAUGGAUUUCAUUCGAGCCCUUCAGAAUCAGUGGUUGCUCAACAGAGCAAACUCCAGAAUUGUUUCAUGUAUAUGAUCAAAUAUGAACCCAGUGUCAAAUCUGCAGGGGAUUUUAGAUUAAAUGUUUUAAAAUAAACUCAGAUAGAUUUUUCUUUAUCAGCUCAAAUAAAAAAAAUAAUCCCUUGUUUCAAAGUAGCAAAGAAUUCAUCACUCUGACACUUGUUUUCAUAAAAAUUUCAGAGAGAAUGCCCCCUGCGGAACAGCUUGCAUUGGCUCUGAGCCUGCUACACUUCCUGGGACCAGCAUUUGAAAUCGUCCAGGUUGGGAUGCUCAAAUUAUCCAGCAGCCUAAUGAAAAACAUUACAGACUAUUGGACAGGCUCUUUGUGCCAGAAAUCCAGAGUACCUGUCCCGUACUCCUGCAUUUUAAAUGGACCAAUAACCUUAUGCUUCGCUAUUGCUUCCAGUGUGUUUACCAGGCAGCUAAUGUCAAGUUUACAGGGCAGCAGUUCCCUUAAUCCUUCCUCAUUCUUUGAUUAAAUAUAGAUGCUGCUAUUUAUGGCCCUCGAGACCCAGGGAUUUGUCAGCCUUUAACAGGUUGAAGCACUCUUAAUAGCUGAAUUGGCCAUUUCAUCUGCUACAGUACAAUAGGAAAAACUAAUUUAACACUUCUUCUUUCUCACCAGGAAACCUGUUCCUGUCUCUGGGAGGUUACCUUCUGCUUCAUUUGUGUCCACUGAGGCAAAGAAAUUAUUUAGGACCCUCAACAAUAUCAACUUUGUCUGUCACUAAUUUGCCUUUCUGGGCUCUUGGCCAUCCUGCUGACCCUAUUCCUGUCUGUUGUUUACCACAUGCAUUAACAGAAAAGCUGCUGCUGCUUCUUUCCUUACUUUGCUCAAUUAAUUUUGUUCUCCUACUUUUAAAUUUGUGAGUAAGCCUGCAUAAUUGUGCAAAGGACUAUGGUAUUGUAAAGCAGUCAAGCCCCAGCAAUGCUUGAUCAUACUGAGAAAGCAGACAAACCUCAGUGAAGUUGGUAUAUUCAUAAGUGGAAGAAAAGUAAGUGGGAUGUGGGGGAGAAAUAGAGCAUCUACUUCUCCAUUGUUAAUACUUUGGCCAAAGUAUAGAAAGAUGUAUGUCGUAUCAGGCAUAGGACCCCAGAUCUGAGGUAUCCAACACCUUGCUGGAGGAAGGGGAAAGCUGGACAACAUAAAGUAUGUUUCCUUAAGUCACAAUUUCCAAUCUGGAUGAGUGACCCCUUACUGAUAAAACUGAAAAACCGGUGAGACUGGGAGCCUGGCACUUUCCAUUAUGCAAUCCUGUUUUCUUUUAUGUAUAACUGUGCCAAACUUUAAGCACCCCAGAUGGCAUUUUCCAAACACUGUGGUUGCAUCUACACAAGAUGCUUACUGCGCAGUAGCUCGUUACUAUUGUGCAGUGACAUCAUGGGCCGCAAACUGUGGCACAAUGCUACUGCGCAGUAGUAACAAGCUACCACAUAGUUAGCAUCACCAUAAAGCCAUGCAGGGAUACUACUGUGCAGCAAUGCUGCUUACUGUGCAGUUGUUUAGUACUUGGGUAUGGAAGUACUAAAUGACUGUGCAGUUUGCAUCUUGUGUAGACGUGGCCUGUGUCUGCCUCAGGCAGCUUAUUUUUUCCUCAGGUAAAUGAUUCAGACCUUUCUGAGAACAAGGCUAGGGGGAAAAGCAUUGUUUUGCCCCUUUUUAAAAACUCUGGUGACUUUUUCUUAAACAGCUCUACCUCUCCCGUCCUUUGGAAUAAAUGUUCAAAAUCUGAUGGUCUCCAUGUCAGAGACAUGCCUCUUUUUAUCCCCAUGAAAAAUCACCAACUUUGGUCUUGUUAUAAACAUUUGGAAAAUUGAAGUUAGCACAUGCACACAAGAUAUUUCUUUGUUUUUAACAGCUAAGUUCCCUAAAGAUGCCAUCCCCUUCAGGAAUGCUCUAGCCCAGUGAUUUUCAGCUUUUUUAGAGUCAAGGCAACCCUCGUUAGAUUCAAGGCACUCUUUGGAAAAUGCCACCUCUGAGCUUUCACUCAUUUUUUGACUACAGAAAAAGGCUAGAUCAAUUCUUCUGUCACAAAGAACUCAGGCAGACCACAACAGGUCAUAAUGAUUUUGACACUAUGGAUUCCUACUUGAAAACUCUGGGUUUAUCUUGUGAAUCAUGUUUGCACACCUAACAAUGCUAACAAUGCAUGGCAACCCAUAAUGCCCUUGAAAGGAUCUCAAGGUGCCCCAGGGUGCCACAUCACCCUGGUUGAGAAUCACUGCUCUAGCCUGAAGUCUGAGUAGGACUUCCCUUGGACUUAUAUAGCUCAGGACUGCUAUUAUUGAUGCUAGGUUUGGGCAGCUGAAGUAAGAACAGUGACCCUGUCUCUGCUGUUCAGUCAAGUAACUCUUCUCCACACAUGGCACAAGCAGAAGAGAGGAGGAAGAUGCUGAUUUGAAUGCAGAGGGCAUAUGAGCCUGAUAUCUGGGGUGGACUGUCUUUGAAAGGGAAACUGGGACUUGAGACUGAGAGAGAAGGAAACUGGAGCAAGGCGUUAAGGUGAGACCAAGACUAGCUGGGCAGGGGAACUUGGAUUAUGAGUGCCUGGGCAAGGAAACUGAGGAAGAGAAAGUGUGAGAUGGGGAGAGGAAGGUUGGGAGAAAGAACUGGAACCAGCUACACAAAAGCCUGGAACCAGGAGCCAGCAAGGGAGGUCAUAAAGAUGGAAAGUGAAGGCCAUCCCUGCCUCUGCCCACAGGUGGAUCUACGAUUUUGAAAAGCAGGGUGUCAAUGGUGUGGUGCAUAGCAACACAUUUUUCUCCCAUUAAAGAGAAACUAGACACUUUACUAAAAUGUUCAGAGCUCAGUGGUAUAUUAUUAAUUUAAGAUGAAAGCAAAAAAAAAAUUACAACUUUAUUGGAAUGUGCACUAAUUUGCUAGAUUAUAUAUUAAAUUUAAAAAGCACAACAAACUAGGCAAAAUAGUCAAAAGAUACUGUUUCAUUGACCCUAUAGUCAUUAUAGUUAAACGUAUAUCUUAUGCACAGUACAUCCAACACUUCAGUAUUAACCAUUUGCACACCUGAGUUAAUAUGACACGUCUGAAUUAAGAUUUUUAGCUAGAACUAAAAACAGUCUGCAUGGCUGUGAAACAGAAGAGACAUUACCAGGAAUGGCUAACAGACAGUAACAUUGCAGAAGAAAGGAUAACUUGAUUAAUGGAACAUCAAGGCCAUUAAAAGGAGAGAGGGUCAUUAGCAUCUGAGAUUAGCAGUAAUCAGGUACAUUAUAAUGAGCAAUGAAGUCAGCCCUGCCUGAACAGAAAUGCUGCUGCCCCUCCCAAACAGUUGAUUUGAUUUCUGCCCCACACAAACUUUAAAAGAGGGGAUGUGACUGCACCACUGCAUUAUGCUCCCCGCCCCCAGAUCUGCCCCUGCCUCUGCCACCAGGUUCCAGGGUGAUGCUGGGCAGGCCAGUUGGGCCAGAUUUUCCUAAGGGGGUCGCUAAUUGCAUGUUCCUCAUUUUCUAGGUGCCUGAUUCAGUCAGAUCUGCAGCACUACUAAGAACCCACAGCUGCAACUGAAAUAAUGGGUGCUGGCCUUCAAACAUACGAAGCACCAUAUAACAUCAAGUAGUCUAAAACAUAAAGGCUUUGGUUUCUCAGAUUGCGCACUGACAAUUAGAAGAACAUUUUGACCCUCAUCUCUUUGCAAUUUGGUUCGCCUUCUGUUAAAUGGGGAUACUAUCUCCUGCUCCCAAAGAGGGUUGUGAAAAUAAAUGCAUUGACUGCCUGUCUUGUAUGCAUACCAGCCCAGCCUCUGGCUUCUUUACUAUUCAUUCCAUUCAAAAAGAGCACACACCAACUGCAGAGGCUUCCUCAGCCUGACGAAGGGUUUUUAAACCUGAAAGCUUGCUAAUUUUUUUUUCCCCAACUAUUUAAGUCAGUCUAAUAAAAGAUAUUAGAUUCA
This is a messenger RNA of Alligator mississippiensis (American alligator), 9618 nucleotides long. It is a transcript of the gene ISX, whose product is annotated as intestine specific homeobox. The coding region runs from base 1004 to 1945 and encodes 313 amino acids. NCBI's taxonomy places the organism in Eukaryota, Metazoa, Chordata, Crocodylia, Alligatoridae. The record is from RefSeq and is a predicted model, not a curated record. The transcript has 5 exons. Gene Ontology annotation, molecular function: DNA-binding transcription factor activity, RNA polymerase II-specific; RNA polymerase II transcription regulatory region sequence-specific DNA binding. Gene Ontology annotation, biological process: regulation of transcription by RNA polymerase II.